GGGACUUAAGCCUGUUCACUGUUUAAUCUGCAGCUCGAUAAUGUCUGGUCGCGGUAAAGGCGGAAAAGGGCUCGGGAAAGGUGGUGCUAAGCGCCAUCGUAAAGUUCUGCGAGAUAAUAUCCAGGGUAUCACUAAGCCAGCCAUUCGUCGCCUGGCCCGUCGUGGUGGUGUUAAACGGAUUUCUGGGCUCAUCUAUGAGGAGACUCGCGGGGUGCUAAAGGUGUUCCUGGAGAACGUGAUCCGGGACGCGGUCACCUACACCGAGCACGCCAAGCGCAAAACUGUCACCGCCAUGGAUGUGGUCUACGCGCUCAAGCGCCAGGGACGCACUCUCUACGGCUUCGGCGGCUAAGUUCGAGGCAGCCGUUUGGCAUAGGCUAAUAAAACCAAAGGCCCUUUUCAGGGCCACUUACCCACUCACUUAAAAGAGUUUUGCACUUUAUGAUACGGUACAGAGAUGUUUAGGCUGCCACUGCUUUUAGUCCAUAGGCUUACAUUGACUUACAUUACCACCCCACCUUCUCCCGCCACCCAGCAUUUGCGAUUAGUUGCAGACCACCAGAGGUUACCAACAACCUCAAGUUAAAUUUCUAUUUAAUAUACUUGAACUGUACAUUUAGCGGGUUGUAGUUGAGUCCAGCUCAAUGCGGUAGACACUUUGCACAGCCCUUAGUGAAAAGCUGAAAGGCGUCUAGAAAUAAAAGGUAAAGUCUGAUGCUAGGGAAAUGGAGGAACCUAGAUAGGCAUUUUUGAACUGAAAAACCGGCAUGCCUUCUCGGACAUAACAAUAAAGGGGAGUGUGUGAUCAUGAA
This is a messenger RNA of Capra hircus (goat), 812 nucleotides long. RefSeq names its product histone H4. NCBI's taxonomy places the organism in Eukaryota, Metazoa, Chordata, Mammalia, Artiodactyla, Bovidae. Gene Ontology annotation, biological process: nucleosome assembly. Gene Ontology annotation, molecular function: structural constituent of chromatin; DNA binding; protein heterodimerization activity. Gene Ontology annotation, cellular component: nucleosome. The coding region runs from base 41 to 352 and encodes 103 amino acids. The transcript has a single exon. The record is from RefSeq and is a predicted model, not a curated record.